GUUUUCACUGCCUGUUCCAAGCCUUUAUUUACAAUCGCGACUUCAACGUUUCGUCUGCUGGUCGAGUCAGCGCGAGGUUGUUCCUCGCUGUCAAUCGAUUAAAAAGGUGUGGUUCCGGUUUUCUUGGUUAACCUACAAUCUGGACAUCAUGGCUUGGCUCGGGACGAUAGCCAGCAACGUACUGCGAAACAUCGUUUGCUCGGACUUGCCCACGAACGUGGUCCAAGAAGUUAAGCCUGAGAAUUAUAGUAAUCGACACAUCGAAUGUCGAGAAGAUGGUAUUGUACUUUAUGGGCCGGGCGAGAAAACUCAGGAAAAAUAUGAGAUCGUCCUUCACAGACCUUGUACAGAAACGUUGCAUCAAGCAUAUAGCUUAUAUAGGUCAGAGGAUAAAUCACAGGCAGAGACACAUUUCAUUAUAUUCAAAGACAAGAUUCCAAUAAUUGUUCAAAUCUGUCGCGAGAUGUGUAACGUGAAUAAGAUACAAAAGUUAUGCGACACAUUAGUGGAGCAUCCUACAUGGACGUUGGCUCAUAUGGCAGCUUAUUUCGCUCUGUAUAAUGCCUUCACGCAUGAUGUCGUGAAUAGCCAGUUAAAUAGCGGAGACGUGGAGACAGGAAUGUCUCCUUUGCAAGUUGCGGUGCAAACGAAUAAUUUGCAUACAGUACAAAUGUUGAUAGAGGCUAAAAGUUCGUUGGAACAUCUGGAUUACAGCGGUAACACCGUGUACCAUUUCGCGGCCACAUCUACCAAAGAAAUAAUUCUAGCACUCGGUGGCGAUCUCCCGAACAGUUUAAAUAGUCGUAACAGUAACGGUCAUACGCCGAUGCACGUCGCGUGUCUGAACAACAAGCCCGAAUGCGUCAAAGCUCUUCUUCUGAUCGGCGCGGACGUGAACGUUCCCGCGACCGAGGGGCAACCUUCUAGUCCCGGUUACGUAGGAGAUUUUCUUCACAGUAAACCGAACGUUCUUCACGCGGAGGAUAUGAAAUUCGGCGGCACUCCGUUGCAUUGGUCGUUGAGCAGAGAAGUGAUCAACGCGCUGAUAGAGAGUAACUGCGACAUAGACGCGUUGAACUUCGACGGCCGCACGGCAUUACACAUAAUGGCUAUGAGAAAACGAUUGCCGUGCGUGGUGGCUCUGUUGAGUCACAUGGCCUCCGUGAAUAUCGUCGACAAGGACGGCAAUACGCCGUUACAUUUGGCGGUGUCGGAAGGCACGGUGGCCAUAGUGCAGAGCCUGAUAGGUUUCGGCGCAGUUAUCGAUGCUAAAAAUUACAAAGCGGAGACACCGCGACACUUAGUGAAGCACGACACCAACGAGGGCCAGAAGAUUCUGUACAUCCUGGAUGCAGUAGGCGCUCAGCGUUGCCCGCCGGAAAUGAUCAAUUGUAACAUCGGCUGCAAAUACGACGAGACCUUCAACGGCAUCGCGCCACCCCAACCACCGUCUGCCGUGCCGCGCACGGUCUUGGAUCAGAUGCUUCAAGUUUCUGGGAUGGACAAGAUGGCCUCGCAAACGCAGAUCAUUAAAGGCGGCCGUCUUCUCUGCCUCGACGGGGGCGGAAUCCGCGGCUUGGUUCUUGUACAAACGUUGUUGGAGAUCGAAUCGAUCCUGCAAAAGCCUAUCGUGGAAUGUUUCGACUGGAUCACGGGUACCUCGACCGGCGGGAUUCUGGCCCUUGGCUUAGCAACCGGUAAAUCUCUGCGGGAAUGUCAAGCGCUUUACUUUCGCAUCAAGGAGGAAGCCUUCGUCGGCACGCGUCCGUAUAACAGCGAAGGUUUGGAGAGAGUACUGAAGAAUAGCCUGGGUGCGAAGACGGUCAUGUCGGACAUAAAAAAACCAAAAGUAAUGAUUACCGGGGUGCUGGCUGAUAAAAAGCCCGUCGAUCUUUAUCUGUUCCGUAAUUACGACGCGCCUAGCACGAUACUGAACAUUUCGGAAAACUCGAUACAAAUCACUCCGCCGAACGAGCAAUUAGUUUGGCACGCCGCGAGGGCGACCGGUGCAGCCCCGUCGUAUUUCCGUGCUUUCGGUAAGUUCCUCGACGGCGGACUGAUAGCGAACAAUCCGACUCUGGACGCGAUGACCGAAAUUCACGAGUACAACCUCGCGUUGAAGGCCGUAGGUCGCGAGAGCCAAGUGGUCCCGCUCUCGUUGGUAGUAUCACUAGGAACCGGUAUGAUUCCUACUAGUCCGUUGAAAGACAUUGAUAUAUUCUUCCCCGAAAGCUUAUGGGACACCGCGAAAUUUGCUAUGGGCAUGUCGGUCCUCGCGAUGCUCUUGGUCGAUCAGGCCACAGCCUGCGACGGGAGGAUCGUCGACCGCGCGAGAAACUGGUGCUCCAUGAUCGGAGUGCCCUAUUAUAGAUUCAAUCCGCCGUUGACGCAGGAUAUCGCUAUGGAUGAAAAGAGCGACGAGAUUCUAGCCGGGAUGAUAUGGGGCGCCAAAGCGUUCAUGUAUGCGAACAGGGAUCAAAUAAAAGAGUUAGCUGCUGUGAUAAAUCGUGAUACAUAGAACGAAUGAGCCGAGACUAAUCGAUUGAGUCGCCGAGUCUCUCUGGGUAUGUAGGCAUGGAUCUCUUGCAUUUAGCCAAAAAUAUGUCUGCUCUCUUUUCCUUCCACCACUGUUGGCUCGUUUAUUUAUUUUUGUAUAUUUGUUCGUCAUCUACGAUCUGAUGUACUUCGGGACAUCCAGCAUACAAUGAAUUGUAACAUUGAUAGUGCACAAUUCGGUUCAGUCAGAAUUUCAAUUUCAUCUUCUGUUUAGGGGAAGAUUCGCACGAAUAGGAAAGUAUGUAGGGAAAUAUGCGUGUGUGCGUGAUCGUGUGAGAAGGAUCUGUAUAGCAAACGAUACGAGCGAAGAUAAGAGUGUACUCACACACACACACUUCGAUUAAAAAAAAGUAGAUUCUCAGUGAAAUAAAGUACUUAGAUAUUAGGAUGAUAUUUGUUGAAUUAUUAGUUUAUUUAUUUGCAUGUAUUGCCAAAGAAAUAAAUAGCAUAGAACGGAAGAAUGUUGAAAAGCGGUUUAAUAAACUAUUCGAGCCUAGCGCGCUCGUUCUACGUUCACCCGAAACAUUGUUAAUGUCUCUGUAACCAAAUUACGCAAACGAAUAAAAGCAUUGUAUGCUCUACCGUGGA
This is a messenger RNA of Ceratina calcarata, 3144 nucleotides long. RefSeq names its product calcium-independent phospholipase A2 VIA (gene iPLA2-VIA). The record is from RefSeq and is a predicted model, not a curated record. Bases 149 to 2518 code for a protein of 789 amino acids. Gene Ontology annotation, biological process: positive regulation of ceramide biosynthetic process; lipid metabolic process. The transcript is spliced from 4 exons. Lineage: Eukaryota; Metazoa; Arthropoda; Insecta; Hymenoptera; Apidae. Gene Ontology annotation, molecular function: long-chain fatty acyl-CoA hydrolase activity; protein binding. Gene Ontology annotation, cellular component: mitochondrion.